This is a messenger RNA of Aspergillus versicolor CBS 583.65, 1794 nucleotides long. RefSeq names its product FHA domain-containing serine/threonine-protein kinase. The coding region runs from base 1 to 1794 and encodes 597 amino acids. Gene Ontology annotation, biological process: protein phosphorylation; meiotic recombination checkpoint signaling. Gene Ontology annotation, molecular function: protein serine/threonine kinase activity; protein binding; ATP binding. The transcript is spliced from 6 exons. NCBI's taxonomy places the organism in Eukaryota, Fungi, Ascomycota, Eurotiomycetes, Eurotiales, Aspergillaceae. The record is from RefSeq and is a predicted model, not a curated record. Gene Ontology annotation, cellular component: nucleus; cytoplasm.
AUGGCCGGUGCCUCGCAGACGAGAACACAGCUCUCAUCCCUUCUAGGCUCACUAGUUGGCACGAUAUGCAAAUGGGAUCCAGUUACGGAGGAAUCAUCAGACCCCAUGAAAAUAUAUAGUCGACAGGAAAUCUAUGUGGGCCGGGACGCAGCGACAUGCCAGUAUGUCAUAGAUGAUCCCGUCGUGUCAAAUAAACACUUGCGGAUAUACACCAUUAUAUUCGAUCAGGACAACCCAGGGGAAGUGGCGCCGUUGGUAUAUGCCCAGGAUAUGUCCAUGAAUGGCAGCCUCUGGAACCAACACCGGAUGGGAAAUGGGCAGAGAAACUUGCUACUCAGUGAUGGCGAUAUAAUUCAGCUCUCGGGGAGAGUUUCUCUGAGAUAUGACUCUGUGGAUCAUCCACAAACCAGCAGCUUUACCCCUACGCAGGAAUCGGAGAUGGCGAUGUUCGAUUGCGAAUAUGUUGUCACAAACCGCAAGCUAGGCUCUGGUGCCUAUGGGGUGGUCCAUAUGGCUUGCAAAAAAGGCACUGACCAGCAGUUCGCUUGCAAAAUUGUCGACCUUGGAGCUGUCAAGAAGCGUGUGGCAAAGGAGCUGGAAGCGCAACAUGGGAAGGGGUACGAUAAAAAUAUCAGUGUAAGUUAUGUCGGGAUGAAAGUGCAAGAAAAGCUCGAGCAGUACCACCGGGAGGCCGGGAUACUCGAAAACCUGCAACAUCCGAAUAUCAUCGGUCUCGAGAAGGUUAUCCAGAGUGAGAAUACCAUAUAUAUGAUUCAGGACCUUCUCACCGGCGGGGAUCUUUUCUCUUAUAUACAGCACAAGGGCGGGAGACUACCUGACAUAGAAGCCGCAGUUAUUGUGCGCCAGAUUGUUAUUGCUCUCGAUUACCUGCAUGACCGGAAUAUUGUACACAGAGAUCUGAAGCCUGACAAUAUACUCAUGACCUCUCGUGCCGACGGAUGUAGGGUCGUGCUUACGGAUUUCGGAUGCGCCACCUUAGUCAACCCGGUUUCGAAUCGAAUGUCGACUAUGGUUGGGACAUUUGAAUUCAGCGCUCCAGAGGUGGUCAUGCAAAGCGACAGGGGCUAUACUAAAGCCGCAGAUCUUUGGUCUUUGGGUUGCCUGACAGCAGUUGUUCUCACCGGGGAGCCUCUCUUCGAUAAUGCGCCAAAGGGCUGCAAGAUGAACUCUCACCGCACCAGGGCUAUUGAAAAACUGAAGUGGAAAAUGAACCGACGUCAGGUAGGUCAGCGUGCCCAGGACUUUGUCUUCCAACUUUUGCAGCACGAUGCAUCGAAGCGUAUGGAUGUAAAACAGGCACUCCAGCAUGAGUGGUUCACCAAUCCUGCGCAUAAGUCGGAGUUCGACGCGCUUUACGAACGAUCUAUCCGUGAUUGGAAGCCCCGCAGCACAACAGAGCCCCGAAUUGUCGGGCUUGAAUCUUAUGUCAAGGCCUGUCCCAGCCAAUCGAACCAGAAUCCAUCCGCUUCGGAUCUCGAGUCUAAUAGUCUUAGCCAAUAUUCGUAUAUCAAGCCGGAAUCAUGUUCUCAGUGGGUGGGCUUUUCUCUUUUAUCAACUGCCGAAACGGAUGACCGGCAGGGCAGUGGACUCACCCAUAUCCCGGAAAGCCCAGAUGUAGAUCUUCUCCCAUGCAAGGAUAUCACAUCAACUGACAGCCAUUUAAAUGUAUCGUCAAAUAAUGCAGACGCCUAUUCCGUGACUUCUUCCCAAGUCAGUGUCACCCAUUACGCGACCUUACCAACUCUAACCGCACCGAGUUCACCAGGCUCAUAG